Pollicipes pollicipes is the source of this 3075-nucleotide messenger RNA. RefSeq lists its product as uncharacterized. The transcript is spliced from 9 exons. Gene Ontology annotation, biological process: cytoskeleton organization; lamellipodium assembly. NCBI's taxonomy places the organism in Eukaryota, Metazoa, Arthropoda, Thecostraca, Pollicipedomorpha, Pollicipedidae. Gene Ontology annotation, molecular function: actin filament binding. Bases 288 to 1241 code for a protein of 317 amino acids. Gene Ontology annotation, cellular component: actin cytoskeleton. The record is from RefSeq and is a predicted model, not a curated record.
GUCCACGGGCGGCUGCAGGGAGAAGUCGUAAGAGUUGUUUUGCAUUUAAUGGUGCAAGAGCGUACUGUCUAAGUGAGGUCCAGAAAGCAUUAUAUUAAAUCCACAAGACAUUGCAGGCAUAGGGUCCAUCUUUAAACACAAGAUCUGAAGAAGAAACCUGCAAUAAAUAAUAAAGAUGGAGCAGGACAGUGAAACCAACAUUCCUGUAUCGGACGCCGAGCUGAGCUGCAACACGCCCACCCUCGGCUACUACUGAGCCCGACUACUACCUGGACGUGGCGACGCCCAUGUACAGCUACAUCCAGGACGACCUGCACUACAUGAAGAAGCCCGUGCAUCCGUACGACAAGAAGGCCGGCCAGAAACACUUUCAUCUGCCCGAGGACAAAACGCGAGCGGCCGGUGCGCACGGCGGCCGGGCGCGGCUGGCCCCGCGGCCCGGCAUGCUCACACUGGUGGACCAGCUGGCGCAGCGCUCCAUGUACGAGACGUUCUCGCGCUCUCGCUCGCAGAGUCCGGGCUCGGCCGUCAGCAACGACGAACCCAUCGAGCUGGCCCACUUCCCCGACGCCAAGGUGCCGAACCCGUCGCUGCCGGCGGCCAUUGAGCGGGACGACUUUCCGGCCCCACCGUAUGCUUACGCCGACCCGGAGCGGCGGCGCCGGCUCUCCAGGCCGAUCAGACGACGUCGUCAACGACGAGGACGAGGUCGACGCCGAGCGGGCCGCCGCCGAGGACCCGAAGCUGAAGAAGGAGGAGGCGGAGCUGGCCAAGAUCGCCUCUGGCAUGGGCCAGGUGUUCCUGCACGACCUGCAAGCGCGCCAGCACCAGCGGCGUCAGCAGCGCGCCCACCCGGACCCGCGCAGCACCUCACGGACGCCUUCGGCCGACCGCGAGCCGCGCUAUGGCAUGCGCUACCAGAACCCAGUCAACGCCUCUCCAUCCCGUUUCCUGCACAACCGGAGCCUGGACGAGGAGCUGUUUUACUACCGGUACCACGGCUACCCGCCCGUCGGCUGGUCGGCCCGCGGGCACGCCACGCUGCCGGCCGCCUACAACAUCGGACGGACGGGACUACACCUUUAGUUCGAUCCGUCACCGUCCGUUGGACGGCACACAGUCGGAAGCGUCAUCUGACCGACGAGGAGUUCUUCGCCGUGUUCAGGAUGAGCCCGGCCGAGUUCUACAAGCUGCCCGACUGGCGCCGCAAGAAACUCAAGAAGGCCGUGCACCUGUACUGAGCGCCGGUGCCGCCGCUCUCCCUCACAGCACGCCGCCGCCGCCGCCACCGUUGCUGCUGCUGCUGCUGCUGCUGAUACUACACGGCCCGGUGCCGAGAGCCUCGCAGGCCGCGGGUGCUAGCGCCCAGCCGCCGCGAGCUCACAGAGCAGACCGAGCGCGUCGUCUGCUGGACACCCCGGUAGCCCGCGCGCGCCGCGCGGGCCGCCAGCUGGCAGCUCACCCUCGCUUUCCUUGCUCAGAACACCAGCGGCUGCCCUGGGCGCCACCGCACUGCGCUUCCCGGCGCCAGGCCCGGCUGACGACCCCGCUUCCCUGCUGCGGUCCAUCCCAGGGAGCCGGCAGCGUCCUCUUCGUUCGUGUACCAGUUCGGUGGAGGUGUGGGCUGGGCUGCGUAUUGGUGUCGGCUGUAUGUGUUGGGUGGCCCAGGGUGAAGGCUCCGGUGACGGUGCGGUUAAUCUCAAUGAAGCCAAAGCGUCAGUACGUUGCUGUGUUCGUGGCAUUCCGUUCGUGGCAUGGGUUUUGUUUGCUCGGGGCCAGGUGCUCCUUGACCUCUUGAGUACUCCUUAGGCUUUAAAGAGGUAUUCCGUUAUGUUACGUCGUGUUUACCGUGCGAGGAGGGCUCUUAUAACAUGUCUCCAUUUUCCGCGGUUGUACCCUUGCAAUCGAUCGUGAUGGCCAAGCGAGGUUGUUGUCGAAGCUAGGACAAUCAAAAUGUACACACCGUAACGUUCCCGGUAUUUUCGUCAAAAGCUCAGGUUAGGUACGUGCUGAAACUAGCUCGUUCGACCCGUACCAUUGGGCAGAAUCUCGACUCGUGCAAUGUGCGGUCGUGAUGUCACAGCCCGUGUCAUGACUGUUCAUGACAUAUGCCAGUCGGCGUGGGGUGACGCUGUUUUAGUUAGUUCACCUUCAUGCACGUGCCAUAGUUCGUUGCCCGCAGUGAUGACAUCUUCACACACGUGCCAUAGUUCGUUGCCCGCAGUGAGGGCACCUUCACACGUACCAUUGUUCACUACGCGCAGUAAUGGCACCCUCACGCACGUGUCAUUGUUCGGUGCCCGCAGCUGAUGGGCUCUCUCCAGACCCACACGCUGUCGCAGGACGGGGACGGCUGCUGCCCACCAGCUGCACCCGCGCGCCAUACAUUACAGCGCGCCAGUAGGCGUAUACCGCAGCGUACACCAGUGCCAUAGGCUUCGUCGCGAACCGACAGUCACUGCACGGUGCGCACGUUCACAUCCAUACCUAGGUAGAAGCCUGGCAGAUAUGUUCAACAUUGCCUUUGUACGCUCAUCACCUGCUCGUGGAGCAUCGUCCCUCCCGUCCCCCGCGUUUCACGGCAGCCGCUGUGUCGUGCGCCCGUCUCAGCUGUGAUCUAGCCGCCCGGCUAGCUGUGGAACUCCCGCGCUCACGUGCCAACAGCUGGCUGUACGCUCCGCGUCGUGCGGCUGCUCCGUUUCUUCCGCCGUGGCCGUUCUUUUAAACGCUAUGUCAUAGACGUACGUCGCCGCCUUCGCUCCGAUUCCCCCGCUGUUUUCUGUGAUGGGUGGGUGAUGGCUUCAGCGUCGUCCGGCUACUGCGGUCCUGGCGCUGGACGGGCCGCCCCGACCUCGGACCAUGCACGCCGCUCCCGGUACCCCGCAGCGAGGGUGGCAGCCGUUAGCCGGUGCGUGGCGGGGACCAGCGAUGGAACCCAGCGUGCUCACGGCGCCUGAGGCCCGCACGCGACUGACCUCGCAGGCCGUGGCAUCGCAGGCUGCUUCCUCCCCCACAGCGUGAUGGACCCGACCGCUCGUCCAUUUAAUCGAGCUUCGAAUAAAGACUCGCUUGUCA